Molecule: messenger RNA, 2720 nt
Organism: Lampris incognitus (smalleye Pacific opah)
Lineage: Eukaryota; Metazoa; Chordata; Actinopteri; Lampriformes; Lampridae
Gene: b3gnt7
Product: UDP-GlcNAc:betaGal beta-1,3-N-acetylglucosaminyltransferase 7
Exons: 3
Coding region: 402-1652 (416 amino acids)
Cellular component (GO): membrane
Molecular function (GO): hexosyltransferase activity
Source: RefSeq, a predicted model, not a curated record
UCAGAUCUCAGCGUCCUACUUAGGAGAGGCGACGCGUUAAACCUUUCGAUUCUUUGCUUGUUAUAACUUCAAAAUACGCCCACCCGACAGUUUCGAUGAUCGGACCAUCUUAACGACAACACGUUGUCCCAACGUCGAGCCAUCCCCGUUUCCUGGGCUCAACAAACGGCGACUUUGUUCUGCUUUGCUGACUCGCAAGCAUCCAAAGCUGGUACAAGUGAAAAUGUAGAAAGCAAGGAGUCAGACACCGGGAGUGUCUGGAGGGUCUUAUCUGUACCAGCCCCUGCGUUACACGACGAAAACUGUAAGGAUCUGAAGUUCAAGGACACUUUGCCUCGGUGUAUUGUCCCAUCGUGAAGAAAAGAAAAAGUCAGACAGUAGUAUUGCGACAGCAUUACAAGAUGAACAGGGAUCGUUGGAGGGUGUACAAGCGGGUGAUUGUCAUGUUCUUCCUUGCUGUGGUGGCACUGACCGUCCUCCAGAGAGGAAGUAUCAGCACGGGGACUUCGUUCCAAAUGGAGAGGCUGACUCUUAUUGGUACCUCUGAGACGGCGGCAGCAGCAAGCCUGCAUCUGAAAAAGGGCUCUGACCCCGGAAUGAACAGCUUCUGGAAGGCGAGCAAACCCAAGCUGGCAACAGAGGAUCCGGCCACCACCACAGAGGAGCCUGGCAUCACCAAGGACCAUGGCCCCAGGACCUGGGAUGUAACAAGCUCCAACUGUAGCGCCAACCUCAACCUCUCAAGCCAGGAUUGGUUUAAGAGCCUGGAGGCAAAUUUCAAGCAAUUCUUGCUUUACCGGCACUGCCGCUACUUUCCCAUGCUCAUCAACCACCCGGAGAAGUGUUCCGGGGAGACACAUUUGCUCAUGGUCAUUAAGUCGGUGGCCACCCAGCACGACCGGCGGGAGGUGAUCCGAAAGACAUGGGGCAAGGAGCAGGUGGUGGACGGCCAGAGGGUGAAGACGCUCUUCCUCCUUGGCAAACCAUCCAAUGAGGCAGAAAGGGCCAACCACCAGAAGCUACUGGAGUAUGAGGACUACAUCUACGGGGAUAUACUUCAGUGGGACUUUUUGGAUAGCUUCUUCAACCUGACACUUAAGGAGACCCACUUCCUCAAGUGGUUCAGCACGUAUUGCCACGAUGUGCACUACAUCUUUAAGGGUGAUGAUGAUGUCUUCGUCAGUGUGGAAAACAUCUUUGAGUUCCUGGAGGGCAGCAAAACUGUCAAGAACCUUUUUGUCGGGGAUGUGCUUUUCAAGGCUAAACCUAUUCGCAGGAAAGACAACAAGUACUACAUUCCCUUGGCACUGUACAACAAGACGCACUAUCCUCCAUACGCUGGUGGAGGGGGCUUCCUGAUGGAUGGGCCCCUGGCCAGGAGGCUCCACUGGGCCUCAGACACCCUCGAGCUUUACCCCAUUGAUGACGUCUUCCUGGGCAUGUGUCUGGAGGUGCUCCAGGUUACCCCCAUCAAACACAACGCCUUUAAGACGUUCGGUUUGGUUAAGAAUAAGAACAGUAAGAUGAACAGAGAACCCUGUUUCUUUAAGAGCAUGAUUGUGGUGCAUAAACUGCUCCCCCCAGACCUCAUGCACAUGUGGAAUCUCGUGAACAGUGACCUGGUCUGCUCACAGAAAAUGGAGAUGCUAUAGCCUAAAAGGGAAACUGUGUGACAUAGAGCAUAGACUAUACAGGCUGAGUCUCCAAGGGUACGAGCUGGAAGUGUACAUGGGAGUGGGAGAGGUAAAGAUUGACACUGUAAUGAAUUGAACGUUCUCCUUUUAUCUGGAGAUGAAUGGACCUGGACAAUAUUUGUUUUUUGUUUUUUUAUGGCAUAUGUACUGUGACGCAGAUUCUGUGGCAUGGCAUCCACCACCACACCACUAUCAGAGUAAAUUAUAUGAAGUUGUCUUUUUUUAAAUAUUGAUUUAGAAUAAUUUAUAUUCACCUGGUAUUUUGAAGGACUGUCAACACGCAAAUCCAGAGACAACAAGCCAACUCUGGGUUGCAGUGGGGUGGUCAUUUGCUCUGCUUAUAGCUAAUUGUAUGACUUUGUAUGGGUGUUGCACAUAAACUUAAUUUGGACCAGACCGGCAUGCUCCACAAGCACAGACAGCUUCAGACAAUAGGGAGGGGAAAAAAACUGUGUCUCUACCUCAAUGAUGUGGUUCACAAAUCUCUCAAUUCAUAGUUAUUUUGUUUGGUCACCUUUUCAACCUUUUCUUCCCCAAAAGAAGACUUUGAUUCAAUAGUUUUUGUUGUUGAUCUUUGCACUUCUGUGAUUUUCUGAAACGUUAUUGACUUGAGCUGUAUGUCUACUACUAGUAUACCACUGAAACCUAAACAAAAAGUUGUCUUUGAACUUGUUCGACGUAUGUUGUUCAUGGGUUUGAAUGUGCUGAUAUACUUGAUGUGAAUUUGGGAGAGGGUUUACAUUGAAACUGUGAAAUAAAUGAAACUACUGCUGGUACGUCUACACGACAUGAUAAUUUAAUACGCCCCUCCCCAGUUAAAAAGGGGCAUUUGAGGGUGGCUGAUAUUUAAUCUAUUGUGGGGGUGGUAUCAAUGGAAAUGUUCAAUGACUACAAAAAUGAAAUUUGAGGUUGUAAUGGGUGUGAUCGUGUUUAAAUGCUAUAAAUACCCGUAAACAUAAAAAUGUACACUGAAUUUCAUUUGUAAAUAAACAACUAAAAUCAUCCGUGGUCCUUAUGAUUUUCUUU